GGAAAAUUGUGAUGAUCCGUUGGGCCGUGCUUGAGCCCAGUCCUUCUACUCACGAUGGCGGUUGAUAAGAAUUGGAAAGCAGCCAUAGCUGAUGCGCACGCUCUUCUGACUAGCACACUCGUCCGCACGCCGGUCAUCAAGUCCGACUCAAUUGCAGAAUUGUUAAAGAAGCGCCUCCGGGAGAGUGGGCUCAGGCCACCAUCGAUUGAACUUUUCUUCAAAUGUGAAAAUUUACAAACGACGGGGUCAUUCAAACUUCGAGGGGCAACGCAUUUCCUCAACAAACUGUCAGAUUCUCAGCUGAUUCGUGGCAUAGUUGCCUAUAGUACAGGAAAUCACGCACUCGCAACCGCCUGUGCUGCCCAAACGGCAUCGCAGCACAAAAACAUAGCGAUUCCGUGCACAGUCAUCAUGCCUCUCACUGCCAGUCCUUAUAAAAUCGCAGCGGCGAAGCGGUAUGGAGCUAAAGUCAUUCUUCGCGGUAACAAUACGGCUGAUGGUGCCUUACUUGCACACAAGAUUGUAAAAUUACAAAACGCAACGCUCAUUCCGCCGUCCGGAGACGAGGACAUCAUGCUGGGACAGGCGACAGUGAUGAUGGAGUUUGCUGACCAAAUUCAGGAUAUGGGCCACCAGCCUCUUGAUUUGGUACUUGUACCAUCGGCUGGAGGCGCACUCCUUGCCGGAACCGGGCUCAUCUGCGAAGGGUCUGGUACACUGGUCAUAGGCACUGAGCCGAAGAAUGGCGGUGCUGAUCUCCGCAUUGCUCGUCAAAGGGGGGUUCGACAGGGGAGUAUCAACCAAGACUUCACGACCAUUGCCGAGGGGCUGCGAUCUCCGACCGCUGACUUCAACUGGAGAUUUCUCUGCGACAGCAAGUACGUUCGAGACGUUUUCGGCGUCACAGAAGAUUCAAUCAAAAUCACUAUGCGCAUUAUGGUGGAAGAACUGAAGAUGGUUGUUGAGCCGAGUGCGGCGGUCAGCCUGUCAGCUCUGUUGUUUAACAACGACUGCUUACGACUCCUGUCUACGAGAUCUUCAUGGAGGAUAGGUAUCAUCAUCAGCGGGGGUAACAUCAGUGUCGAUAAGAUGCUUGGAUUAAUUCAGCAGUAG
This is a messenger RNA of Truncatella angustata, 1113 nucleotides long. Its product is annotated as serine racemase. The record is from RefSeq and is a predicted model, not a curated record. The transcript is spliced from 2 exons. Gene Ontology annotation, molecular function: threonine racemase activity; D-serine ammonia-lyase activity; serine racemase activity. The coding region runs from base 55 to 1113 and encodes 352 amino acids. Gene Ontology annotation, biological process: D-serine biosynthetic process; L-serine metabolic process; pyruvate biosynthetic process. NCBI's taxonomy places the organism in Eukaryota, Fungi, Ascomycota, Sordariomycetes, Amphisphaeriales, Sporocadaceae.